This is a messenger RNA of Rhipicephalus sanguineus (brown dog tick), 252 nucleotides long. RefSeq lists its product as uncharacterized. NCBI's taxonomy places the organism in Eukaryota, Metazoa, Arthropoda, Arachnida, Ixodida, Ixodidae. The record is from RefSeq and is a predicted model, not a curated record. Bases 1 to 252 code for a protein of 83 amino acids. The transcript has 2 exons.
AUGGACAUGAAGAUUAAGGUUUGUCUGCUGGUGCUAACAGCUGUAUUGGCUGCGUCUACUGUGGACGCCGGCCACCAUUACCACCAUGGCUACGGAGGCGGUGGUGGUGGCGGCGGUGGAGGUGGCGGAGGUGGACACGGACACGGCCAUUACUACGUGAUUCAUAAACACCACGGAGGCUACGGCGGCGGCGGAGGUGGUGGUGGCGGUGGUGGAGGUGGCGGCGGCUACGGCGGCCACGGCUGGUGGUAG